This is a messenger RNA of Solanum dulcamara, 2459 nucleotides long. Its product is annotated as probable protein phosphatase 2C 47. Gene Ontology annotation, biological process: protein dephosphorylation. Gene Ontology annotation, molecular function: cation binding; protein serine/threonine phosphatase activity. The transcript has 4 exons. Lineage: Eukaryota; Viridiplantae; Streptophyta; Magnoliopsida; Solanales; Solanaceae. The record is from RefSeq and is a predicted model, not a curated record. The coding region runs from base 171 to 1235 and encodes 354 amino acids.
AACUCUUCCAAAGUUUAGUCUUUGCCGUUUCCACACACGAAAAUAGUUCAACGACAAAAAACCCCUCUUCAUACUUUCAUUUCUAACCUCGUUUUUUUUUUUAAUUUGAAGAAGAAGCUGAAUUCAGUUUGCUGUCUGUUUUAUGAGAUAAAAAGUUGUGGACUUUAAAUAUGGGAGCGGGAGCUGGAGCUGAAGUUAUGGUACCAGUACAACAGACCAUCUCUGUCUUGGAUGUCCCCUGCUGUUCUGAUGUGGUUUCUAAUUCUCCAGAUACUACAAUUUUGCAAUUUGUUCCUAGCAUUCGCUCAGGUAGCUUUGCAGAUAUUGGCCUACGGAGGUUCAUGGAAGAUGAGCAUAUAAGGAUAGAUGAUCUUUCUGCACAUCAAGGCUCCCUCGUCAGGUUCCCUAAGCCUUGUGCCUUCUAUGGGGUGUUUGAUGGUCACGGAGGACCUGAGGCAGCAGCUUAUGUGAGGAAGCAUGUACUCCGAUUCCUUUUUGAGGAAACCAAUUUCCCUCAGACAUCAGAAGUUGAUGACACAUUUUUAAAAGAGGUGAAAAACUGUGUAAGAGAAGGGUUUCUUCUCGCUGACCUUGCUUUGGCUGAUGAGUGUAGUGUGAGUAGUUCUUCUGGAACUACUGCAUUGACAGCGCUGAUAGUGGGAAGGCUUUUAAUGGUGGCGAAUGUGGGAGACUGUCGUGCAGUCCUUUGCCACAAGGGAGAGGCAGUUAAUAUGUCUCAAGACCAUAGACCGAAUUAUGCAUCGGAGAGAAGGCGUGUUGAAGAGUUGGGUGGAUUUAUUGACGAUGGCUAUCUCAAUGGUGUCCUAUCAGUGACUAGGGCCUUAGGGGACUGGGACAUGAAGCUGCCUGGUGGCUCUGCCUCUCCUCUGAUUGCGGAGCCUGAAUUCCGACAGAUCAUCUUGACCGAGGAUGAUGAAUUCCUUAUAAUUGGUUGUGACGGGAUUUGGGAUGUUAUGUCAAGUCAACAAGCCGUUAAUCUUGUACGUCGUGGUCUGAGACGGCAUGAUGAUCCUGAACAGUGUGCCAAGGACCUUGUCAUGGAGGCCCUGCGUCUCAAUACCUUUGACAAUCUUACUGUGGUAAUCGUUUGCUUUACUUCCCUUGAUCAUCCAGAACCAUCACAGUCACGACAAAGGCGUUUAAGAUGCUGCAGCUUCUCAGCAGAAGCCUUGUGCAGCUUACAGAGUUGGUUGGAUAACAGUGGAAGCCGUUGAGUUAAGAGGAUUCUUCCUCUUUGGUUCGUUCGAAUGCUUUUUCUUCCUUCCUACUGUUUUUGGGUGGUUUUUCUAUACAUACAAUCGAAGAGGAUGGGCUCAGUUUGGUGGUUUUUUGUUGUAUUGGAAUUCUCUUGUAUCUCAUUCUAUUAGCUGUACAUAACAACUAAUUUCGAACUUGCUAAAUUCGCCAUUGAAACAUAUCAUUCUGGUCCUUUCAAGAUACAUAUGAUCAAUAAUUCGAUAUGAAUGUCUCUCUUUAAAGGAGGAAAUAGUCAUUAUUGAAAACUUAGGCUGAAAUGUUUGGGGUACUUACUGUCUCUAUAGUUGUCAAAUCAUAGCUACCAUUCGUAUGGAGCUAAGAAAAAUGAGACAACAGGGCUAGCUACUGUACCACCAGAUAGUCUUCUUCAUUCUCCUGUACUUCGUGACUCGAAGGUAAGUUAAAUUUUCGGAUUUAAUUAGGUAGCUGCAGAGCUAACACCAAAAUUCCCAGGAUCGGAUAUACUCAUCAUCAUCAUGAUGUUGAUAAAGUGGUAUGAUUUUGUUUGUUUUGGUAUAUCAGGUACUUCGACGUUUGGCUCCCUUUACCUGCUCUGCUGCAAGAAACGUUACCAAACACUUGAUCAUGACGACCAGGACCCCAACAUUAUUGAUACAGGUACUUCUGCUAUGUCGUAUGAGAGCCUUUUACCUCUGCACCUGUCAAGUAGUUGUUGACGUAGGAUUCAACCAGCUUGGCUCUUGGCUACGCGUUUUGUAUCCUUUGUUGUCCUCUGCAUAUUCCUAACUUGGGAUGUUGUUCUUUACGACUGCUCCAUCUCAGUCUAUUACACUCAGUAAGUUUGUGUUUUACUGAUUAAAUAUUACCAGAUUGAAGAAGAAACAGUUGUAGCACAGGGAGCAAUUAACUUUUGGACUUACCAGUUGCUGCAAAUUUCAUACCAGGUUUGUCUAUAAGCAACAAAUUCUUUGUAGGGUGAUGAGAAGAGAAGACUUGUCGUAAUUGGUAAAGUUGUUGUCAUACGAUCAAUAGUUGGUCACAGGUCGAGUUAUGGAAACAACCUCUUGUAGAUCAUCAUCAAAUUUCGUGCAUAUUAUUCCAAGGAGAUUUUUCCACUUAUUGGUUGUUAGUGGCUUUCAAAAAUUCAAUUUUCUCUUAGCCUUUGUCAAAUACUCCUUAGCUAGAAGGGAAAUUAUUUAGUGUACUAGUUUUCGCCUCUU